CUAGCGGCCGUAAUUGAAUUCAAACAAACGAGUCUUUCUCAGCACCUUCCCUUGAUGUGUGCCAGUAUAGCUAGCCAAUGCUAGUAGCUUGCUAACUACCUGCCUGGCAUUUUAACUAAACGAUACACCGCAUUAAUGACCAGACAUGAUAGAAACCGCUGCCAGAAACUGUUGAACAUAAGAUCAGCCCCACAUACACACUGGAAUCUCCUAGUCAACUAGUCAUCUCUUCAGUGCUUCACGCUACCCUGAGGGAACAUGGAUCAUCGUUUUGUCUCGGCUGUUCUGGUGCUUCUUCUGGGCCUCACACAGGCCUCUCUGCAGGAGGGAGAUGUGGCGGUGGACGUCUCUACAAUAAUUAUUGAGGCAAACAAAGGGAUGAGCCAUUUGUUGCUGGAAGGAGAUGUAGCAUUGCCAACGACUAGAAAUGCUAUGAAGUGCUUAAGCCAACAAUGCAAAUGGCCUAAAUCUGCAUCCGGACUGGUUGAGGUGCCAUACAAGAUCGACACUGUCUUUCGGAGCAAUGACGUAAACACAAUCAAAAGGGCCAUGAAUGGGUUUGCAACUCAAACCUGCAUUCGCUUCGUCCCAUAUGCUGGCCAGUGGAACUACCUCGAUAUUAGGAGUAAUGGCGGAUGCUGGUCCGCCUUGGGGAGGCAGCGAGGGGGGCAGCAGGUGUCCCUGGAUACCAGCGGCUGCAUCAAUAACGGCGUGAUUCAGCAUGAGCUUCUCCAUGCUCUGGGUUUCCACCAUGAGCACACCCGCAGCGACAGGGACAAGUACAUCAGGGUCAACUUUGAGAACAUACGUCCGGAGAAUACUAAGGAUUUCGUGAAGCAAGAUACUAAUAACCUGAAUACUCCGUAUGACUACUCCUCUGUCAUGCACUAUGGAAAACACGCCUUCUCGCACAGAGGGGAUACUAUCACCCCCAUCCCUGAUUCCUCUGUCACCAUCGGCCAGAGGGUCGGGAUGGGCAAGAUUGACAUCCAAAGGGUUAACAAGCUCUAUGAAUGCUGAAUGUGAAGAAGGAUGACAGGACCCUAGAAGGUGUCUCUCAAAGGAGUCAUAAGUCAAAGAAAAUAGUCUAAGUGAUGAUCCGUCAUGCUAGUAGUACU
This is a messenger RNA of Osmerus eperlanus (European smelt), 1118 nucleotides long. Its product is annotated as hatching enzyme 1.2-like. The transcript is spliced from 9 exons. The coding region runs from base 259 to 1020 and encodes 253 amino acids. Gene Ontology annotation, molecular function: zinc ion binding; metalloendopeptidase activity. The record is from RefSeq and is a predicted model, not a curated record. Lineage: Eukaryota; Metazoa; Chordata; Actinopteri; Osmeriformes; Osmeridae. Gene Ontology annotation, biological process: proteolysis.